UUGUCACUGUUUUAAUUUCAUUUACUUUCGUUCUCUUCUGUUUCUCGAACUUGAAAAAAAUUUAAAAAUGGCCGCACUUGUUGCAUCUAUCGCGGGUGUCGGGAAUUUUUUUCUGAAUCUUGUCAACUGCUUGGCUGCUCCGACUGGGCGUCCAUUUAUGUACUUGUACAAUUACAAGAAGAACAUUGACAAUCUCCAAGGUGAAGUUAGGAAGCUGAAGAAUACAAACAAGGAAGUGCAGGUUAAGGUUACUGUUGCUGAAAGAAACAUGGAAGAGAUCAAACAGAAUGUUAAGGACUGGCAGAAUGAUGUGGAGAACACCAUUACUGAAGCAGAGAAGUUGAUUCAAGGGAAAGAAAACAACCCUCGAUGUUUCAAGGGAUUGUGCCCCAACUGGAUCACCCGUUACAAACAUAGCAAGAAAGCAUUCAAAUUAAAGGAGAAAGAAAUCAGUCAACUCCUAGAUAAGAAUAUUCUUCCAUUCCUGCCGCAAGAAGAAAAGGUUGCCCAUCCUACUAUUCCUCAGGAGAUCUGGCUUAGACCUAAUGAAGAUUAUUUCGCUUUCGAAUCAAGGACCUCCACUGAGACAAAUGUAUGGAAUGCACUAAAUGAUGAGGAUAUCUACAUGAUCGGUGUUUAUGGGAUGGGUGGUCUUGGGAAGACCACGCUUGUGCAAGAAGUUGGUAAGAAAGCUGAGAAGGAUAAGCUAUUCGACGACUUUGUUUUUGUUGAGGUAACGGAAACUCCUGAUACAAAAAAAAUUCAAACAACAAUUGCAAAAAAGUUAGGUCUCAAGUUCGAAGAUGAGAGGGAAGAUGAGCGUGAAAGAGCAAGUAAGUUAUAUUCUAGAAUGAAGGACAAGAAUAUCCUUUUAAUUGUAGAUAAUAUUUGGGAAGAGUUAGAUUUGAAGACGGUUGGAAUUCCUUCUAGAGCUGAUUGUGGAAGAAAUAAAAUGUUGAUGACAACAAGAAAAGAAGAUGUGUUGGAGAAGAUGGGUUCCACAAAAAAUUUUGAGAUGAGCAUUUUAAAUGAAGAAGAAGCUUGGACUCUAUUCAAGAAAAUGACAGGUAAUGUUAUUCAAAGACGUGAACUGCAUUCUUUACCAAAUGAUGUAUGUAAAGAAUGUAGAGGUUUGCCCAUUGUCAUUUGUACAAUAGCAAAAGCAUUAAGGAACAAGAGACAGGAAUCUCAAUGGGAAGAUGCCUUGCGAGUACUAAGAAUGCCUUCUCUAGCACAGUUCCCAAGACUUUUGGAAAAAGAAUAUUAUAAGAUUAAGUUGAGUUAUGAUUAUUUAGAUCAUGAUGAGCUCAAGAAAACUUUCAUAAUUUCUAGUCUAAUGGAAAAUAAUACUUCCAUUUCAGACUUGUUCAAGAAUAUUGUUAGUUUAGGUAUACUUGAAGGAGCUAACUUUACAAUAGAACAAGCACGAAAUAGACUGGAUUUAGUGGUCAAAGAACUCAAAGACUCUUGCUUGUUACUUGAUGGUUAUAACAAAGAAAGAUUUUCCAUGCAUGAUGCUGUUCGCAUUGUUGCUAUAACAUGUGGAUAUUUAGAUUACUAUGUGUUUACAGAGAGAAAUGACAUUGAAAGCGAAUGGAAGGAUAAAGAUAAACUUCGAAAAUGCACAAUUAUCUCUUUAGUUGGUAAUAACAUUAUUACUCAACUUUCGCCUGAAGGAUUAGAUUGUCCAGAACUUGAAUUUUUUGAUAUGAGUAAGAGGGGUUCUUCUUUCAAAAUCCCAGAGGGCUUUUUCAAGCUAAUGCCGAAGCUUAGGGUAUUGAAUUUAUUUCGACUACAUCAAUCAUUGUUGCCGCUGUCAAUUGAUCUUUUGACAAACCUUCAAACAUUGUGUUUAGACUAUAGCAAAAUUAAAGAUUUUGCUAUUAUCGGAAAGCUUAAGAAGCUAAAAGUCCUUAGCUUGCGAAAUACUGAUAUUGAGGAGUUGCCUCUAGAAAUGGGUCAAUUGAUUGGGUUAAAGUUUUUAGAUUUAAGCAAUUGUAGGCAAUUAGAAGUUAUUGCACCAGAUGUGAUAUCAAAAUUAUCGCAAUUGGAAGAAUUAUAUUAA
Molecule: messenger RNA, 2065 nt
Organism: Pistacia vera
Lineage: Eukaryota; Viridiplantae; Streptophyta; Magnoliopsida; Sapindales; Anacardiaceae
Product: probable disease resistance protein At4g27220
Exons: 4
Coding region: 68-2065 (665 amino acids)
Molecular function (GO): ADP binding
Source: RefSeq, a predicted model, not a curated record